CCCAAAUCAUAACUGAAACAAACAAUAACUCUUGCACAUUAAUUCAUCACUUAUGCUAUACGUUUCUUCCAUUUUUAUCUCUAAUUCGAAUUGUUGCCUUUAUUACAUAGUCAACUAUUAUACCUAGUGGGUCGGACGUUUCUAUCAAUAAAAUACUACGGCCCAAUGGGCUAGUUAUUUCUCGGGCCCAACAUUUGGCCCCAAUUCAUGAUGGAGAUGGCGCGCAGAACGAGUAUAUUCAUCAUGAAUUUGAACACUCGUCAACUGUUCCCCAUAGAUACACUCAGCCGUCUGUUUCUCUGAUUGAGCCGCCCCUUCCUCUCUUUCCUUGUUGAACUCACCGUUCUUCGUCUGCAAUCUGCCAUACCGUCUUCCUCACUUGCUUUCAAGCUCCCUUUCGCCCAUGGAUCACAUUGUCUUCAAGAGUCAGGGUGCCUUUGAGGCUAAGAACUUGCGUGCCGGUGACAUUAGGGCCAGGGAUAAGGAAGAGAUCGAGUCUGCCUAUGGUUUUCCUCCUUUCUUUCGAAUCCACUACCCUCGCCGAUCUGAGCGGGUGGAUUGGACAUGCCCGGGUUGAGUUUCCUUCUUCCAAUACUCAUUCAAAGAAGCUUGGGGUUCAGUACCCUUUCUCCGAACUUGUGAGUGGAUUUCUAGCCCUACCUCAGGUCUCGCCUUGUCAAGUCAUGCCUCAAACUUGGCGUUUACUUCGGUCCCUGGAGGUUUUAAUUGAGAAGAAUGGGUUGAAAUUUACCUCUCGUGACCUCGUUCUCACAUACGACCUUCGUACCUCCGGGAAGAGCCGCUUUAUCUUGACCCUCAAAACUGGUAGGAACCCGUUGAUACUCGGGAUUAGCAAUGCAAACGAUCGAGGUUGGAUGGAGAAAUUCUUCUUUGUGGAGAGGGCCUCACUGGGCGAGCAUGGGAAUGGCCUGAUGGACAGCCUGAGGAUAUCUGGUAUGUAUUUCGUCUCCCAGUCAUGAACAUGUCUGCCCUUUAUUUUCCCCCUUUUUUGUCAAUUCAAUUGUUAUUUCGUUUCCGUACCUUGCCAGGAGACACGAAAACCUUCCCCUUGAAAGUCGAUCAGGGUGCUGAGGAGAGGACUGAUACCCUUCUGGCCUUGGAUCGUGAAACCCGACUUUAUUCUUCCCUCAAACCGUCAUUUCGAGUUCAGAAAAAGAUGAAGAUGAUACCCUUAGCAUUACUGGCGAUGCAUCUACUCCACUUGCUACGGAUGAAUGCGCUUUUGCAUCGCGUACUCCAAUUGGUGCAGCCCCUCCAGUUCCUGUUGUUGACAUUUCAUCUUCUUCCACAGUCCGUAAGGCUCUAAACCCGACCGAGCUAUUGAAUUUGACUUCUAAAAGGAAGAAAAUGAUGCCCCCUCUCCCUCCUGUGUGCGGCCCUUCUAAUGUAACCACCCGUUCUAUACCUCCUUCUUCUUCGAAAUCCGAUUUGAAAGCGGGCCCUGUGGGACGUACCUUAAUAAAGGCUUAGUUUUCUGCUGACUUUUGCCGUUUAGACAACACCUUGCACAUGAUAAAUGAGAUGCCACAGGUACUUUUUCCCUCCACCCUCGAAGUCUUCUCUGCUUUUGGAGAAGUGGAACUAUUGACAGCGUUUUCGGCACUUGCAUUCCAGGUAAAGGUGUAAUCUGUGGUUUGGCUUGUAUUUUAGUUGUCUUCGGCUAUCAGGAUGACCAAGGGUUGGAUAUUUGUUUUAGAUUGUUCAAGCUAGCCUUGCAGCGUCCAAGUGUGUGGAGGCUUUGAAGGCCGAAUUGUCAGCAUCCAGAAAGCGUGAAGAGGAGGCGAAGGAAGAGCUAUGAGAGGUAGCUCAGUUGAAGCUCAGGUUGGAGGAGAAGGUAGUCUUCCAGGACCAGAAGACCGAAGCUUUGACUACAGAGGUGAAGACGAAGGCGUCCAGGAUCAAGUUGUUGGAGGAAUAUGGGAGGAAGAAACGGCAGGAAGUGGUGGAUGCUGUUGGAUACUACACUUGGCAGACAAGGACAUAUAUAAUGGCAGAGUAUCUUGCAGGCGAAGCGAGCAAUUGGAACCCCCGGGAGGACAUCGACACCUAGGCUGAGCACUACGAGUGGAUGGAGCCUCCUGUUGGUGAUGAUGGUUUUGACCUUGAUGUUUGUGACAAUGAAGCUACUUCUGAAGCUACUCCUUGAUCCUGAUUUAUGUUCAAGUUAGCUAUCUUUGGACAACUGCUUCAAACUCUCAUUUUAUUUUAUUUUUUGGACAACAUUCAACCACGUCGACCGGUGGUUUAUCCGGUGUCCGGUGGCUUAUUGCUAUUACUGCUGCCUUCGAGUUGGUACUCUGACAUUUUGGGGUUUGGCUUCUUUUGUGUGCAUGUGCAGUUGUGUUCACCUGUUUGUGCCUGUGCAUUACCUUUGUUUGUAGACUGUAUGUAUAUCUAUUGUUUUGGCCAAAAACGUGUAAGGC
Molecule: messenger RNA, 2444 nt
Organism: Cuscuta europaea
Lineage: Eukaryota; Viridiplantae; Streptophyta; Magnoliopsida; Solanales; Convolvulaceae
Source: the annotation of a GenBank genome assembly